UAACAAAAUUAUAAUGCUAAGAAAACACUGGGGCGAAAUCGAAGAGGAAGGCAGUGAUAUUACUCUCGACAAAUAUGUGCCCACGUCCGGCAAAAGACCAAAACUUGGUGAAAUACGGCAGCGUGGCGAUCCGCUGCCACAGGAUAAACACGAAAAAUUGGAACUGAAGAGUUCCCUGGUCACGCAAACCAUCGAAGUGAUGAAACAAACAGAAGUUCUUCAAUCCCUAAUCGACACCUAAUCCAGCAAAAACGUUAGCUUAAUUAAACGCUCAGUGUGACUGAACACAAUUAUUAUUAUUAAUGAUAAUGAUAAUAAUAGCAGUGCAACAACCGGCAGCAGCACCAUGAACAACAUUGUCAGUGACAUGCUGCAGGAGCUGGGCGGCAGCACUAACUCCAGUAUCUCCCUCAGCAACCUGAGCAGUGGUCAGCAGCAAAUACUGAACACCAACGCUUUGUACGGCCUCCUCGACGGCCAAACGAGUAAUGUCAGCUCCAAUUUAACUAGUUCGACCACUUAUCAAAAUAAUUUCGAUACUUGAGCUGUACUUGUAGGAAAAAGGUGAUCGGUAAACUGACUUUAAACGCAGCGGUGGACACGAGAAUAUAUUAAUUUGAUUAUUUAGUUAUUAAUUUACUGUAUAACAUUAACAUAAGUUAAUCUCAUGAAUGUUUCUCCUCAGCUCAAAUGACUCUUGCAUGUACGUACGUACAUACGUUGUCACAAAUAUACAA
Messenger RNA from Drosophila grimshawi, 737 nucleotides. RefSeq lists its product as uncharacterized. The record is from RefSeq and is a predicted model, not a curated record. Lineage: Eukaryota; Metazoa; Arthropoda; Insecta; Diptera; Drosophilidae. The transcript has 2 exons. The coding region runs from base 14 to 241 and encodes 75 amino acids.